UUUAUAAGUAGCAGACAAUACUCAGCUCUGCUGUGCGGCUGCCACUCCUCUACAUGCCCAGCACAGCCCCGUAACAGGCAGGACCAGAUUCCUCCCAGUUACUAGGUCAUUCUCCAAACACUGCCUUCAAUGGAAGUGACUGGCCCAUGAGACUGCGGGCACUGCUGGGUCACAGGGGGAAAGAGACGUCCAGCAUGGCUACACCAUACACCGACUGAGGGCAAUACCACGGAGAACUUAAAGGCCAUUUUACAUCUGGAUACAUUUACAGAUCAGUUAAGAUGAAGGAUCGUCUUCAAGAGCUAAUGCAAAAAUCAAAAGACUUGGAAGAGUCCAAGGAAACAGAGCAUGUUGGAGAAGAAGCUAUAGAGAUCCAGCAACAAGCUGUCGUCUUUGAGAGAGAACCUAUCCUUCAGGGCUUCUUACACGAAAUACGGAAGCUUCAAAAUGAUAUUACGGAUCUUUCGGAAAAUGUGACUAAGUUUGGACAGCAGCAAAAAGUUCUUGUCUCCUCAAUGAGAAGAUUUAGCGUCCUAAAGAAAGAGAGCAAUAUAACAAAGGACAUCAAGGUCCAAGCAGAAAGCAUAAAUAACCGUCUGGACACCUUAUCUCAACAAGUUCGGAGAGCAGAAACCGAAACAGGGUCUUCAUCUAGUCUUACCAGGAUCCUUAAAAACCACCAUGCUGCCCUGUUCAGAAGCUUCAAAUCCAUAAUGCUCCGCUAUAACGAAGCCAUAACCAGCAAGCAGGCCAAAUGUAAGACGUUCAUCAUAAGACAGCUGGAAGUGGCUGGCAAAGAGGUCAGUGAGGAGGAAGUGAACAAAAUGCUGGAACAGGGCAAAUGGGAUGUCUUCAACGAGAACCUCAUCACGGAAGUAAAAAUUACCAAGGGGCAACUGAACGAGAUCGAGCAGAGACACAAAGAAUUGAUCAGUUUAGAGAAUCAGAUCAAGGACCUGAAAGACCUUUUUCUGCACAUUUCGAUUUUAGUUGAGGAGCAAGGAGAGACUCUAAACAACAUAGAAAUGGCUACAAAGAACACAGAGGACUACGUCCAAAGCACCAAUGAAAAAAUUAAGUUGGCCGUGAAAUACAAGAGGAGAAACCCAUGCAAGAUGUUGUUCUGCUGCUGCUGUCCUUGCUGUUAAUGGGUCACUUGACUUUUGCUGUUUACAUUAUUUAUUUUAACAUUUUAUAAGCUAUAGAUUUCAUAUCACAUUUAUUUUAUAUAGUUCAUGUUGUACAAUAAAAGUUAUGUAUUACCAGGGAUGAGAGACGUCUGUUCUCUGAUGGCUUAGUCUUUGUUCACACUAUAGCCUUCAGCUCUACAUUUCUUCUUUAUGAAGUAAGCCUUUAAGGGCACUUUGAACUUUUAUCUUAAUUUCAGGCCAUCCACCACAGAAUCAUCAACAUCCUGCUCCAUGGAAAGUGCUAUAAAUGGAAGGGUGUUUCCUGCAAGGACACGCUGGCUCUCCUCUGCCUUCUCACGCACUGCAUGGACUAAAAACUAGCGUCUAGACAAUAUCAAUGGCCAGCACUUAGAAGAAUACUAUCCCUGAUCUCCUAAAAACGUAGCAGAUUUUUUUAUUUUCAUUUUUUUAAAGUAUGCGUAACGGCUGUGCUUCAGUGUAGAUUCAUAACUGAGAAGGAACUGCUGUUCUUUUGGGCUUCCAAAAUGUCUUCCUCAAACAUACACU
This is a messenger RNA of Bufo bufo (common toad), 1697 nucleotides long. It is a transcript of the gene STX19, whose product is annotated as syntaxin 19. The record is from RefSeq and is a predicted model, not a curated record. The transcript has 2 exons. Gene Ontology annotation, cellular component: presynaptic active zone membrane; synaptic vesicle; SNARE complex. NCBI's taxonomy places the organism in Eukaryota, Metazoa, Chordata, Amphibia, Anura, Bufonidae. Gene Ontology annotation, molecular function: SNARE binding; SNAP receptor activity. The coding region runs from base 282 to 1148 and encodes 288 amino acids. Gene Ontology annotation, biological process: intracellular protein transport; synaptic vesicle fusion to presynaptic active zone membrane; exocytosis.